Messenger RNA from Knipowitschia caucasica, 1518 nucleotides. Lineage: Eukaryota; Metazoa; Chordata; Actinopteri; Gobiiformes; Gobiidae. The record is from the annotation of a GenBank genome assembly.
AUGUGUGACGUCAUGCGUGACGUCAUGUGUGACGUCAUGUGUGACAUCAUGUGUGACAUCAUGUGUGACGUCAUGUGUGACGUCAUGUGUGACAUCAUGUGUGACAUCAUGUGUGACAUCAUGUGUGACAUCAUGUGUGACAUGUGUGACGUCAUGUGUGACAUCAUGCGUGACAUCAUGUGUGACAUCAUGUGUGACGUCAUGCGUGAUGUCAUGUGUGACGUCAUGUGUGACGUCAUGUGUGACGUCAUGUGUGACAUCAUGUGUGACAUCAUGCGUGACAUCAUGUGUGACAUCAUGCGUGACAUCAUGUGUGACAUCAUGUGUGACGUCAUGUGUGACAUCAUGCGUGACAUCAUGUGUGACAUCAUGUGUGACGUCAUGCGUGACAUCAUGCGUGACAUCAUGUGUGACAUCAUGUGUGACAUCAUGUGUGACGUCAUGUGUGACGUCAUGUGUGACAUCAUGUGUGACAUCAUGUGUGACAUCGUGUGUGACAUCAUGUGUGACAUGUGUGACGUCAUGUGUGACAUCAUGCGUGACAUCAUGUGUGACAUCAUGUGUGACGUCAUGCGUGAUGUCAUGUGUGACGUCAUGUGUGACGUCAUGUGUGACGUCAUGUGUGCCAUCAUGUGUGACAUCAUGUGUGACAUGUGUGACGUCAUGUGUGACAUCAUGCGUGACAUCAUGUGUGACAUCAUGUGUGACGUCAUGCGUGACGUCAUGUGUGACGUCAUGUGUGACAUCAUGCGUGACAUCAUGUGUGACGUCAUGUGUGACAUCAUGUGUGACAUCAUGCGUGACAUCAUGUGUGACAUCAUGUGUGACAUCAUGUGUGACAUCAUGUGUGACGUCAUGUGUGACAUCAUGCGUGACAUCAUGUGUGACAUCAUGUGUGACGUCAUGCGUGACAUCAUGCGUGACAUCAUGUGUGACAUCAUGUGUGACAUCAUGCGUGACGUCAUGCGUGACAUCAUGUGUGACAUCAUGUGUGACAUCAUGUGUGACAUCAUGUGUGACGUCAUGUGUGACAUCAGAAGCAGGACACAGCAGCAGGACACAGCAGGAGGACACAGCAGCAGGACACAGCAGCAGGACACAGCAGCAGGACACAGCAGCAGGACACAGCAGCAGGAGCAGGAGGACACAGCAGCAGGACACAGCAGCAGGACACAGCAGGAGGACACAGCAGCAGGACACAGCAGCAGGACACAGCAGCAGGACACAGCAGGAGGACACAGCAGGAGGACACAGCAGCAGGACACAGCAGCAGGACACAGCAGCAGGACACAGCAGCAGGACACAGCAGGAGGACACAGCAGCAGGACACAGCAGGAGGACACAGCAGCAGGACACAGCAGGAGGACACAGCAGGAGGACACAGCAGGAGGACACAGCAGGAGGACACAGCAGCAGGACACAGCAGGAGGACACAGCAGGAGGACACAGCAGGAGGACACAGCAGGAGGACACAGCAGGAGGACACAGCAGGAGGACACAGCAGGAGGUGGAGCUUGA